UACUUAUAGUAUAUGGCUGGUCGAAUCUUGUGCCUGGUAAGGGAAACCCUAGUAGAAGCCUAAAAGAAGAAAGCCAACGCCUGCUCUCGCGAUCCCGUAGAAGCUGAUGGCGCUGCGCUCUCUUCUCACAAAGAUGCCGGCCCUUGGUAGCAGGUCGCUGCCGAUGGCCCCCGCGAAGCUGCCCGUCCACGCGCUCUCGCCGGCAGCGGGUUCUCGCCUCUUCCACCAUGGUGAUACCGAUACGCAGGGACAAAUGAUAUAUUCUGAGGACUCGCUGGCCCGAUUGCGGGAGAAGACCAAUAAGCAGUUGGAGCAAUUAACCAAAGAUUUGAAGAAUUGGGAAGAAGGCUAUAAAGAUUAUGAUUGGCGUCAGGAUGAAGACUAUAUAAAAUUCCGCAAGACACUUCGUGAAAUUGAGAUGGCUUGUUAUGUUGUUCUUUUCAUAACCGUGCCUGGAACUGCUGCAAUGUUGUAUAAUUUAUUUUAGUGGGCCUAUUUAUGUUAGGGUUUUAGCUAUGAUGGUGGUUGUAAGUUAUUCAAUAUCCAGUUAUUUAUGUAAAUGUUAACGUGUAUGCUAAGCACUUAUGUGAGCUGAAAAUGCAGUUGACUUGUGGUGGUCUUAAUAAUUCCCAUUACUGA
Hordeum vulgare subsp. vulgare (domesticated barley) is the source of this 639-nucleotide messenger RNA. RefSeq lists its product as uncharacterized. The coding region runs from base 107 to 487 and encodes 126 amino acids. NCBI's taxonomy places the organism in Eukaryota, Viridiplantae, Streptophyta, Magnoliopsida, Poales, Poaceae. The record is from RefSeq and is a predicted model, not a curated record. The transcript has 3 exons.